This is a messenger RNA of Trichoderma asperellum CBS 433.97, 1664 nucleotides long. It is a transcript of the gene CBH2, whose product is annotated as Exoglucanase 2. Gene Ontology annotation, biological process: cellulose catabolic process. Gene Ontology annotation, molecular function: cellulose binding; hydrolase activity, hydrolyzing O-glycosyl compounds. The record is from RefSeq and is a predicted model, not a curated record. Gene Ontology annotation, cellular component: extracellular region. Lineage: Eukaryota; Fungi; Ascomycota; Sordariomycetes; Hypocreales; Hypocreaceae.
CCUGUGACCAUAUCAACAUGGCGGGACGUGUAUUUGCAACAUUGGCCACAUUGGCCACAUUGGCAGCCUGUGCGCCUGUUGUAGAAGAAAGACAGGCUUGUAACAGCCUUUACGGACAAUGCGGAGGCCAAGGAUGGUCCGGAGCAACAUGCUGCGCUUCUGGUAGCACAUGUGUCUACUCAAACCCCUAUUACUCGCAGUGUCUUCCUGGUACCGGAAGCUCAAGUUCAUCUACACAUGCUUCGUCCACCACCCCCUCGACAACCACGACGAUUAGGUCAAGCACUACAACUCCUCCACCUAGUUCUUCUACGUCAACACCUCCAGUUGGAUCAGGAACCGCUACUUACCAGGGUAAUCCAUUUUCUGGAAUAAAUCUUUGGGCCAAUAACUUUUAUGCCGCAGAAGUAAGCAGUUCUGCAAUUCCUAGCUUGACUGGGGCCAUGGCCACUGCUGCAGCGGCCGCUGCAAAGGUCCCUUCGUUCAUGUGGCUGGAUACUCUUAGCAAAACCCCUCAGAUGAGCGCGACAUUGGCAGAUAUUCGUACUGCAAACAAGAACGGAGGCAACUACGCUGGUCAAUUUGUUGUGUAUGACUUGCCCGAUCGUGACUGCGCUGCUGCAGCGUCCAACGGAGAAUACUCCAUCGCGGAUAACGGAGUGGCAAACUACAAGAAUUAUAUUGAUACCAUUGUCGGCAUUGUGAAGACAUACUCUGAUAUUCGGAUUCUUUUAGUUAUUGAGCCUGACUCACUCGCCAAUCUUGUUACUAAUCUCAGUGUUGCAAAGUGUGCAAACGCUCAGGCUGCCUACUUGGAAUGCAUAAACUAUGCAAUUACGCAGCUGAAUCUUCCGAACGUUGCCAUGUACUUGGAUGCCGGCCACGCAGGAUGGCUUGGCUGGCCCGCUAACCAGCAACCCGCAGCUCAACUGUUCGCCAGCGUAUAUAAGAAUGCAUCAUCACCCCGCGCUGUUCGUGGAUUAGCAACUAACGUCGCCAACUACAAUGGGUGGAAUAUUACUACUGCGCCUUCGUACACUCAAGGAAACUCCGUUUACAACGAGCAAUUGUAUAUUCACGCUCUUUCACCUCUUCUCACUCAGCAAGGCUGGAGCAAUGCUUUCUUCAUUACCGACCAGGGCCGUUCUGGCAAGCAACCGACUGGACAGCAGCAGUGGGGCGAUUGGUGCAAUGUGAUCGGUACUGGAUUUGGAAUUCGUCCUUCAGCAAACACCGGAGAUUCGUUGCUUGAUGCGUUCACCUGGAUCAAGCCAGGUGGUGAAUGUGACGGAACUAGCAAUACCUCUGCGACACGAUACGAUUACCACUGCGGCUUAUCAGAUGCUUUGCAGCCGGCUCCUGAGGCAGGUUCUUGGUUCCAGGCAUACUUUGUGCAGCUUCUUACCAAUGCCAACCCAUCAUUCUUGUAAAUCAAGAUUAGCUCAGAUGCUAUUUUCCUUAGCUACUCAUUUUCUUCAUGAGUAUUAGAUGCCAUACUUACUACCGUGAGUGGCAAUUAUUCUUCGAUAAAUAUAUAUAUAUAUAUUCAACUUUUAUGUAUUAUGUGGAACAUGUGUGAAAAGAAUAUCUCUACGGAACUGAUUAAUGGAUAUUGUACUUUAUUUAUAAGAAGUCUCGAUACAUAUAGCAUAUUCGAAGAUGAU